AUGAGUUAUUCUGGAGAAUGCACUUGGAUAUCUGGGACUGGAUAAUGUGAUGACCUAUCAACUGAUUGUACAUCAUUUAGCUUAAGUGCAAUUUCAAAUGAUAAUGAUAAAUCAACCUACUGCUUGAAAAGGGUCAGCCAGGCAGGAAAUUGUGCUUGGAGAAAAGGAGAUUCAAUAAGCACAUGCAGAUCAUUUUCUUGUUUUGAUAUCGCUAAUGCUGUGAACUAAGCGACUUGUGACAAAGUAAUGAGUGGAUGUACUUAUUAUUAAAAAUAAUGUAUCAAAACUCAGUCAAAAUGUGAUUAAUAUUAUGCUUAUGGUGCAGAUGACUAUCAGAAAUUUUAUUAUUGUUAAGGGUUGUCAUAGACUACCAGCAAUUCUUAGUGUACUUAUAUCUAAGGUAGUUUAUUGUGUACUGUUAAGACAGAUAGUUGUGCCUCCUAUUCUGUGAGUGCUUUGAGUGAUGCCAACAAAUUAAAGUGGUGUUAUAUGUUGAGUGAUUCCUCCUCCAAAUAUUGUGCUUAUUCUACUGGAGGUAGUGCUUGCUAAUCGAUUACUUGUGAGUUGAUUUUAAGUGCAUCAUCACAGAAUGAUUGUGACUUGUAUUUAUCUGGAUGUUAAUAUUACAAAGGGUUUUGCUAUACUAAACCAUCUAGUUGUAGUUCAUACACUAUUCCCUCUAGAAUAACAGAUAAUGUUGCAUUCUGUUCCAAUUUUAAAAAUACAUCCAAUUAUUUUUGUUUAUAUGUGAGUGGAAGUACAUGUGCAAACCCAUAGAGUUGUGAUUAGAUUAGUGCAAUUGGAGACACAACGGCCUUAAAGUAGACUUAUUGUUAAGCAAGAAAGUCUUCAAGUGGAUAUGUUUGUACAUACUCAAGUGGUGCAUAUUGUUCGUAAGUGAGUUCAUCUUUGAGUUGCACAUACAUCACAGGAGCAAUAACAAGUUAAGAUUAAUGCUAAUCCUUUUCAUCAAAUUGUUCUUAUUAAGAUUCAACGAAGACUUGUAAUUUGACUUCUGAUCUGAAUGCUUGCAAUAAAUAUGGAGUUGGAUCCUCAACAGACGAGAACACCAAAAUAAAAUAUUGUAGAUCUGUCUUAUCAGGAACUUGUAGUUAUUAAGCUGGAGAUUCGAAAUGCUCAAAUUAAGUGACAUCUUGCAACUAGAUAUCUAUUUCAAAUAUUAAUGAUAAAUUUUAUUAUUGUGUAGCUAGAAGCAGUUCAAAUGGCAAUUGCUCAUUCGAUGACUAGAAUGAGAAUAAUUGCAGCCAGAUAAAAUGUAGUGACAUAGAUGUUCCAAAUUCAUAGAUGGAUUGCAAUAAGCGUAUGUCUGGAUGUACUUAUUAUCGAAACACUUGUUAUUCCACGCAAAACAAUUGCACCUUAUAUAAAACCUAUGGAGCUGAUGAUCUAGCUAAGAAAGAGUACUGCGAAGGCCUCAAGACUUCGGACAACCUCCUAUGUACUUUCAUUGUAAGUUUAGGAGUAUGUUCUAAUGUUGAAAGCAGUUGCUCGUCUUACGAUGUCUCUGGCGUAGUAGAUAAAGUCACUUGGUGUGAAUUAUUAAUCCAAAAUGAUGGGUAAGUAUGCACUAAUAUCAAUGAUUCUAUGAGUUGCAGUCUUAAAACCUAUAAUUGUGAAUCAAUUACAGCAACCUCUCAAGUGGAUUGCGACAAAGUUCUAUUAAAUGGAUGUAUUUAUUAUGAUUCUAAAUGUUAUAAAAAACAGAACAAUUGCACAGAUUAUGUGAUUCCUGCAAGUGUAACCAAUAAACAACUUUAUUGCAAGAAUAUGCUUGAUGGUUCAUAGAAGUAUUGUACAACUGGAUCUACUAAUUGUGCAUCACCAACUAAUGAUUGCUCUGAUAUUACAGCAAGUGGAGCUGAUAAUUCAGAAAAGAGAGUAUAUUGUAGGCGGUACAAAUCCUCGGCUGGCAAGAUGUGUGGGUAUUCAUCUGGAUUGAAAUGUGAGAUUGAACGCAACUAUUGCAGUGUGUUUACAAGUGUUACAAGUUAACAGGAUUGUGAGUUGGGAUUAGAUGAUUGUGUUUACAUUCAAAAGAGUGGGAAAUGCGUUGAAAAGUAUUUGAUCAAGGAUUGUGCCGCCAUGUUAUUCGAUUCUAGUUUAUCAAAUAAAGUAAGCUAUUGUUAAUCCUACAAUCCAAAUGGGAAUGCUUGUACUUGGAAUACAGCAACAGAUCAUUGUGAAUUGGAUACAAAACAAUGCUCAGAUUUUGAUGCGACUGGUUAAUCAGACAAGAGAGUCUUCUGUUAAUCUAAGGAUCGAUACAAUUGUUCAUGGAGGAAUGGUGACACCUCUUCAUUCUGUAGAAAAUUCAAAUGUUAAGAUGUCGAUUCAGCAUAAAGUUAAUCUGAUUGUGAUUCUAGAAUGUUUGGAUGCAAUUUCUACAUCAAUUCUUGUUUCACAUUAGAAAACAAUUGUGAUAACUAUUAUGCUUUGGGCACUGAUAAUUUGUUGAAGCAAUCUUUCUGCAACGGUAUUCCAACCAAAUCCAAUUAGAAAUGCACCUACUUAUCAGAUGAUUAUAAGUGUAGAGUAAGAGAUCAAUGUUCAACUUACAAUGUGGAAAGUUUAAGUGAUAAGGUUAGUGCAUGCUAAGGAAUGUAUAGUUCCACUGGAAUCCCAUGUAUUUAUGUUAAAGGUUCAACUUGCAAUUAAGUUGACAAAUGUGAAACUUACACUGGGUUGUCUGAUUUGAGUGAUUGCACUAAAUUGUUAGAUGGCAACAACAGAUUUUGUCUUAAAGGCUAAACCACAUGUCAUACCUUCACUUGUGAGGAUAUCAGUGAUCCCAAAUCUCUAGUUGAUUGCGAUGCCAAAUUAAAAGGUCUAUGUUAUUUCAAUACCACUAAUUCUAAAUGUAUAACUCUCUCAGAUUGUUCCACUUAUAAGAAGAGUGAUUGGCCAUCUGAUGCAGACCCUAUCAAACAUUGUAGCACUCUUAUUGAUAAGAACGGACAUCAAUGUACUGCUGAUAGUGCAACCAGCACAAAUUGCAGGGAGAGAUUGUGCAGUGAAAAAUUAUUCUAUUUGAAUUCGGAAUGUAAAGAAUGGAAAUCAUCUUGCAAAUCUGAUGGAUAAAAAUGCAUUGAGUCCACUCAGGAUUGUUCAUAAUACUCUGGAGACAAAGAUUCGUGUAUCAAAUAUUUAGAUUCUGAUAAUCUCAAUUAUUGUAAGGUUAUUGCUGGUUCUGAUCAAGAUACUGGACCAUGUUCGACAUUGUCUUGCUAUUAGAAUACUACAGCAACAUCCGAUUCAGAGUGUCAAUCAUUUUAAAAUGGAUGUGUGACCAAAGGAGUUGGAUGUAUAGAAAAGACUGCUAAAUGUGAUGAAUAUAGAGGAACCAGAGAUCAAUGUUCCAAAUUUCAAGGAUAUGUGUCGAAAACGUUAACAGAGUUCUGUUCAGGAGAUGCAACAAAUACUGAAUUAUCCAAAUGCAGAUCUAGAAUAUGUUCUGAUAACAUGACUGAUAAUAGUGACAUUCAAUGCUAGUAUUUUAAAAGUGGAUGUGUAACAAAUGGCAAGGGGUGUAUUGAUAUUACUGCUAGUUGUAGUAGUUAUAAGGGUACUCAAGAACAAUGCAGUAAGUUCAUGGGCAAUAAUAGGACUGUUUAUUGUUGGAAUGAUUUAGAAGCUACUAGCGAUUAAAGGUGUAUUGAAAAACAAUGUAAUCACAUCAAUGGUAUUACAAAUGAACAAUGUGAACUAGCAUUUCCAAAAGUGUUGAUUCAAGAUAUUUAGACUCUACUUUGUGUUAGUAAUGGUCAAAAUUGUAUCAGUAAUCCUGCUAAAUGUGGUGAUUUUACUGGCAACAACAUAACGUGUUAGACAUUCACAGCACUUAUCGAUGGACCAUGUAAAGGUAGUUCAGAUAACUCCAUUGGAUAGUGUUAACCUAGACAGUGUUACGAAGCACCAAAAUCAUAUAAUACUGAUGCAUAGUGUUAUGAUUAUCAUCCUACUUGUUUAACUACAGGAUAAGGAUGCAUGAAAUUUUAAUCAUAGGAUAAGUUUGGAAAACCUACUCUAAAUUGCAAUAGUAUUGUUAACAACGAUGUGUGUACCCAAAAACUUGGUUGCGCUCUUGCCAGCUAAUGUUUAGUAUUGGUUUCAUCAUGUUCAGCAUUAACAUCAUAAGCAAUUUGUCAAACAACCACCCUUUCAAAUGGAACACAAUGUGUAUAUGAUUUGUCAAUAAAUAAAUGCAGGGAAAUCUAAUGUUCUGAUUACGUUGGCAUUAGUGAUAAUAAUACCUGCCAGAAUUACGGAAGCAAUUGUACCACCAAUGGGAAUGGCUGUGAAAUAAUGAAAUCAUGCGUCUUAUAUAAUGAAAAACUAACAUGUUAAUCCGCUUAUUCCACAGAUCCAAUUAAUAGAUGCACAUGGACUGAUUAGGGAUGUAGAUAGAGAGAAUGCAAGGAUUUCAAAGGAAUCACUAAUUCAUCCUGCAAGUCAUUCUUACAAGGAUGUAUUACAAAUGGCUAGAAUUGCAUAGGACCUAAUUAUUCGUGUUCAGAUCUCAUUUAGAAAACCUGCUUGACAGAUUAUUCAGGGAAUCCUUGUAUCUUCUAUAAUAAAUAAUGCCUUUCCUACUCAAAAUGCGAAGACCUGAAAUUCACAACUCAUGAUUAAUGCUAAUCAUUCUCAGAGCUCUGCACUUCAAAUAAACAACACUGCAUUCCCUUAAAUAAGUGUGAAAAUUAUACUAGCUAAGUAUCAUGCAUCAUAGGAGUUGAUGGGAAGUGUGGUUGGAUUAAUGAAAAAUGCAAGAUCUUUCAAGGAUGUUCUAAUGUUGCAGGAUCAUCAAAUACUAUUUGUUAACAAUAUUCUAACGCUUGUAUCAGCGAUGGAGUCAAAUGUGUGGAAUAAAACCUCUGUUCCUUAUAUAAUUAGUAAUUUCUAUGCGAGAAUAACAAAGGAUUAGAUGGCGAUUGCAUAUGGACUGAUAAUGCUUGUUGUUUGAAACAGUGCGAGGAUUUGAAAACCAACACUGACACAUUCAAAAAAUGCUAUGAUCAAUUAAGCCAUGUUAAAUGUUCUAGUAAUGGUACCAAAUGUAUAUCUCUAACUUCGUGUGAGUACUAUGAGGAGAAGUCUUGCAUAUUGGGUUCAGACGGGCCUUGCAUUUACAAAUUACCUCCUGAUUAGAGUUCAGGUUAAGUCAGCUGUCGUUUAAAGGAGUGCUAAGAUGUUACAGGCAAAACCUCUGAAAUCUGUAAGUCAGCCUUCGAUUCUGCAUAAAAGAUAUGCAUUUCAAAUGGAUCAAUGUGCAUUGAUAUUAACUACUGUUCAUCUUACACUACAAAAGUUGCAUGUGCUUCAGGAGGCAUAGAUGGGCAGUGUGCUUUUGUGCCUAGUGCUUCUAAAGCAAAUGAUGGUGUAUGCAAACUAUUCACAUAAUGUUCAGACGCAGAUAAUGACAAAGAUGUCUGUCUCUCAAACUCAAAAUAUUGUUAGUGGGUAUCAACAAGUGUAAAGAAGUAAUGCAUUCCUCAUACAUGUCUUACUUACAAUACAAAAAAUGAUUGUACUCCUGUUCCCAGUUUUGAUUAAAAAUCAUAUCUUCUUUGUGCUAAAGUCAAAAACAUAUGUUAAGAAGUCUAGCCAACUACAUUGACUAUGGAAACCUGUUACAGAUAUAGUGCCCAAACCUACCUUUGGAAUAUAACAACAUCCCAAUGUGUACAAUGCAAACUUUAAGUUAGCAAUAAUGUUACGAAUAACUAAACGGGUUCCAUCACCGAUUCCUCUCAUAUGCUAUUUACUUUUGCACUCGUAUUCAGUUUGUAUUUCUGA
Molecule: messenger RNA, 5814 nt
Organism: Paramecium octaurelia
Lineage: Eukaryota; Ciliophora; Oligohymenophorea; Peniculida; Parameciidae
Source: the annotation of a GenBank genome assembly